AUGUAAUCAACACACGAAUAUCGGACUCUGAUUUUCUUCGAAGCUCCAUUAUCGUCUAAGAACACAAUGAGCUUAGCACUCAUCCAAAGCUAUUCCUCUGCCGACGAAGAAGAAGAAGAAUCAGCAGCAGAGAACCAUCUUCACGACUCUUCAGAUGACGAAGAACACAACCACAACGUCUCCGAUUACGCCUCCAAACCCUUGUUCCAAGUCCCAGAACCCUCCUCCCAUGACGGCUCUUCUCUCCCCUCCGCCCUCGACGUUUUCGCCGAAAUUUCGGGGCCGCCGGAGUUUCUGAACAAUUGUGUUGAAGAACCGGCUUCGGCUGCGGCGGGAGAUGAUGGGAAUCGGUGGCGGCACGGUCGCCGGAGACAUCGGAAGGAGAAGAAAGAUUUACCGGCCGGCACUGUAGUGGAGGCCAAAGCCCAACUCAUUGGAAUUCAUGAGCGAGUAAGAAGUGAUAUUGUGGGUAACACUCCUUCAGCAUCAUCUGUUCAACCUAAUAGUUCAACGAGCACAGCACAAGGAGGAGGCAAGCGCAUGGCAACUGCAACCAAUCCAAAUGUUGAAGAUGCAGCAGAGCUUCUGAGGAUGUGCGUGCGAUGUGGAAUACCCAAAACUUACUCUAACGCGAGGGGAAUGGUAUGCCCGGUAUGUGGUGAUCGCCCUCCUGCAGACACAGACGAUGAGCCUGUGAAGAAGAAGGGAUCCAUGAUUAAAGAUAAGGAGAAGAGUAAGAGGAUGAAAGGCCAAUCAUCACACGCCACUUGGAAAAGUGAGACAGAAAUGCAGCUUCGGCAGCAGUUUGAUUAGCAGGAUAUGUAGAGCAUCUUUCUUGGGUUUCCUUGGUAAUAUUACAUGAUGUAGGAUCUUGAAAGCACAAUUAUCGAAUUGUUGUAGUUCAAUCGGUUGUCAGCAGGUUUGUUAACACGAAGGUGCAUCAUGGCGUGUGCUUUGUCGUUCAGUCUUAGUUUCUGAAUGUGUUUUUCCAUGGCCUAUCAGUUUGUCGCUCAUGGAUAUUGCUGAAACUGUGUUUCUAUUGUUAAACCAAAUUUCUAGAUCAAGCAAGAUUGUACUGUAAACAUGAAUUAAUUGCUGGUUUUUGUAAUUUGAAUUUGAAUCUGAAGAUCAAAAAUCCCAAGGCUGCUUUGGA
Messenger RNA from Camellia sinensis, 1153 nucleotides. RefSeq names its product plant/protein. The record is from RefSeq and is a predicted model, not a curated record. Lineage: Eukaryota; Viridiplantae; Streptophyta; Magnoliopsida; Ericales; Theaceae.